Molecule: messenger RNA, 2645 nt
Organism: Sardina pilchardus (European sardine)
Lineage: Eukaryota; Metazoa; Chordata; Actinopteri; Clupeiformes; Clupeidae
Product: E3 ubiquitin-protein ligase TRIM39-like
Exons: 6
Coding region: 219-1634 (471 amino acids)
Biological process (GO): protein ubiquitination
Cellular component (GO): cytoplasm
Molecular function (GO): protein binding; ubiquitin protein ligase activity; zinc ion binding
Source: RefSeq, a predicted model, not a curated record
CCCUCUCUGGUUGUACACUCGUGCUCUAGAGUUGUGCUAAUUAGAAUCAGCUGGUUUAAAUGAAUGGUUGGCACAGCCUAUGUAGGACUUUCACUUUUGUUUAAACUGGAUUUGUCCCACCUCUGCCCAUCUCUAUGGUCAAGGGUAAAAUUACCCUUUUAUUGGUUGGACAAAAGUUUCAGUUUCAGUUUUGAAGAAAACGAAAGAACGAACUCAAAAUGGCAUCGGGAAACAUUGAAACGUCAUGGCUAGAGGAUGAAAUAUCUUGUUCAAUUUGCUAUGGGAUCUACAAGAAUCCUGUUUUAUUAUCAUGUAGUCACAGUUUCUGCAAAGGCUGCGUUCAAGAAUUAUGGAACAAAACAGCCACGCAUGAAUGUCCACUCUGUAGGAGAAAAUCCUCCAAAGAUUCCCCCCCUUUAAAUCUAGCACUGAAACAAGUCUGCGAACUGAUUUUGAAGGGGAAAGCGCAGAUUGGAGUCAGUAAAGUCCUCUGUCCUCUUCACGGAGAGAAUCUCAAGCUUUACUGCAAACAGGAUGACCAGGCUGUCUGCGUUGACUGCAUUGGAUCAGGGCAACACCAAAAUCACGAUGUUUGUCGGUUCAAUGCCGUAGUUGAGGAACGAAAGGAGAAGUUAAUGACUGAUCUGAAGCCCCUGAAAGAAAAGAUUGACAACUUGGAUAAGCUCAAAAGAGACUGUGAUGGGUCUGCAACAUUCUUAAAGAAACAGGCGGAUAAAACUGAAGCCGUUAUCAGAUCAGAGUUUGAGAAACUUCACAGGUUUCUGGAUGAGGAGGAAUCUGCCCGCAUAGCCAGUCUGAGGAAAGAGGAGCAACAGAAAUCCCUGAUGCUCCAGGACAGUGUGGAAACAAUUACCAGCAAGCUGGCAUCUCUCUCAGCUGUGAUAGAGAGCAUUGAACGUGAUAUGGAGAUUCCAGAUAUGGAAUUCCUGCAGAAUUUCAAGAAGAUCAAGACAAGGGUGCAUUGUACACUACAAGAGCCUCACACUAUUCCUGUGCCUUUGAUUGAUGUCUCUAAGCACUUAAGUGCUCUGAGGUAUAGUGUCUGGGAGAAAAUGCUUGGAACGAUUAAUCACUAUCCUCUGACCCUGGAUCCCAUAUCGGCCCAUCCUCAGCUUGCCUUGUCUGACGAGCUGACCACCGUCCAUUACAGCAUCCGGGGGAAGAGCCUGCCCAGUAACCCCGAGCGCUUUGACCUGUAUGUCUUCGUGCUGGGCUCCGAGGGCUACAGCCACGGGGUCCACAGCUGGGAGGUCGAAGUCGGCAACAAACCCAACUGCCGCAUCGGCGUGGCUCGCGAGUCCGUGCCCAGAAAGGGCAACUUCACUGUGUCUCCCAAAGAAGGCUUCUACACCAUCACCCUGAGGAAGCGCGAGCUCCGUGCCGGGACCAGCCCAGAGACGCGUCUGGAGUACGGCAGGAAGCCGCAGAGGAUCCGCAUUCAGCUGAACUGCGAGCAGGGCGAGGUGACCUUCAGCGACCCCAGCGAGGGCACACACAUCUACACCUUCAAGGACACAUUCACUGAGAAAAUGUUCCCUCUCUUUGGCCCAUCAAAAGAUUCUGCUCAACUUCGCAUCUGCCCCAAGGGUGUUAGUGUCCAACAUGAGCAGUGAUGUGUUUGCAUUGGAAAAUUUUUCAAGUAAAUGUCUGAAUGCUGUAAGUCUUACAGUGUGAUUUAUAUAAGCAGAUGCUCAAUACCUCAACAGGAGAUAAAGCAUUUGACGAGGUAUUUAUUUAUGGUAAUCCGCUUACCUUAAAGGGAUAAUCCGGAGUGAAAUGCACUUUAGAUAAAUUUUUCGGACUAUUGGGAGUACAUACGUUGAGUUGACACCAAAAUCAUGUAAUUCGGAUGUAUUUUGAGAAAGUUCGAGCUCACCGUUUUUAGCCAAAACUCGUUAGCCUGGAAGUGACGCGGGCAUGUCUUUCGCCGCUACAAACCCUAUUUUUAUACCUCUUCUACUGUUCCAAACAACACUACACUUACGUGGUAGUGAGUAGAGGGUCCCUAAAGCCAAACCGAAGUAUCCCCACGUCUUUAUGUGGUCGGAUAGAGAGUCCAGAAUAAAUUUAAUCGAGUCAGUACCUUUCCGGAAAUGUCGCUGCUGCAGCUGGCAACGCUAAAACAACACUUUAUUAACAUUUCCGGAAAGGUACUGACUCGAUGGUUUUGGUGGUUUUGGUGGACAUGGUUUUGGUGUCAACUCAACGUAUGUACUCCCAAUAGUCCGAAAAAUUGAUCUAAAGUGCAUUUCACUCCGGAUUAUCCCUUUAAGUUUAUGUAAGAAUCACUUCCGCAGGCCUGUGCCUGGGAAUAAGAACAUUGAACUUUUAGAUAACUGCCUUGGAAUGAUAUUUUUCAUGACACUUCUCCAGUGUUCUCCUUCCCCUGUUUUCUAAAGUACAUUCCUGUGCGGAUCACAUGUUGCUGUAAUUUAAGUGAGGCUUUUGGUAGAUAAAUGAAAAUAUACAUGUUUUUUGGAUCUAACGGGCUAGAGUAGUUACAUUGUAAAUAACAGUGUACAUGUACUUUACGUAUAAAAAAAUAUAAUGAGGAAAAUAUAACAGUAUUCAUGUUUGUAAUUGUAUAAAUUAAUGGUCUGCAGCAUAACAAGUUCUUUGAUAAA